GCCUGCGAGGCAGCACUCAGGGCACACACUCUUAGUUCCGCACCGUUAGACAACAGCACCGCGUUUCUUUUUCCACGCCGGGUUAAGGUGAAGCAACGUACCCCGUCAACAAUGGCUUCUGGAGAACCCAAAGCAAAGAAACAAAAGGUUUCAGAAGAGAAGGAGAAGGAGAAGGAGAAAGAUGAGUCUCCAGCCAAGAAGACUCCCGACAAACUGAGCCCUAAUUCACUCUUUGGCAUGGGAAACCCCUUACUGGACAUUUCUGCUGUAGUGGACAAAGACUUCUUGGAUAAAUACUCUCUGAAACCAAACGACCAGAUCCUGGCAGAAGACAAACACAAAGCACUAUUCGAGGAGAUAGUGAAGAAGUUUAAAGUCGAGUACCAUGCAGGAGGCGCCACACAGAACUCUAUAAAGGUUGCACAGUGGAUGAUCCAAGAGCCCCAUAACGUGGGCACGUUCUUUGGCUGCAUUGGCAAAGACAAGUUUGGAGAAAUCCUGAAAGAGAAGGCUGAGGAGGGCCACAUCGACGCCCACUACUACGAGCAGGAUGAGGAGCCCACAGGGACAUGUGCUGCAUGCAUCACCGGAGAUAACAGGUCUUUGGUAGCAAACCUCGCUGCCGCUAACUGUUAUAAGAAGGAAAAGCAUCUAGACCUGGAAGAAAACUGGGAGCUGGUGGAAAAAGCUAAAGUCUACUAUAUUGCUGGUUUCUUCUUGACCGUCUCUGUGGAGUCCAUCCUGAAGGUGGCAAAGCACGCGUCUGAAAAUAACAAGCUGUUCUGCCUGAACCUGUCGGCGCCCUUUAUCAGCCAGUUCUUCAAGGAUAACCUCAUGCAGGUUAUGCCCUACGUGGACGUGCUUUUCGGCAACGAGACAGAGGCAGCUACAUUUGCCAAAGAGCAAGACUUCGAGACUGAGGACAUAGAGGAAAUUGCAAAGAAAGCUCAGGCUUUGCCCAAAGUCAACACAAAGAGACAGCGGGUUGUUGUGUUGACCCAGGGGAAGCAUGAAACCGUUAUGGCCAAAAGCGACAAAAUUGAGACAUUCCCUGUACUGAAAAUCGCCCCCAAAGACAUAGUGGACACAAACGGUGCAGGGGAUGCCUUUGUAGGAGGUUUCCUGUCUGAGCUGGUCCAGGACAAACCACUGGAUCAGUGUGUGAAGGCGGCGCACUACUCCGCUAACGUCAUCAUUAGAAGAGCUGGAUGCACCUUCCCAGAAAAACCUGACUUCAAAUGAGAAUCCCCCCCGGACAACCUUACCUUUGGCUUGAAACCUCUUUUAUUUCAAAGCUCCCCUUUUUUUUUUUCAGCCAACCGUCCAAGUCCAAAUCAUUAUUUUUGUAUUUUAUUCAUUCACCUUUUGUUUGACCCCUGAUGUGUCUGCAUGUCUCUAUGAGCUCCACUAGGGGCCACUAGAGGAUCAUGCAGAGCCACAGGCCUUUUUUGGCUCCGACACUGCCAGUCCAGUACAAUGACACGGUCACACAAUCAUACUGACACCCUACUGUAAGAGUCUGUCAUUUCCUUAACAGCUCACUCUACAUAACAAGGACUCUACAUAUGAGGAGUAAAAAAAGAGAAAAACACUCUCUAAGAAUGUCUUUGAUGCUGCAUUAAAAUGUGCAGUUGUGAUUUCUUUUCUUUUUGUAAUUAUAAUUGACUUUAGACUGUUUUGAUUUUAACUGGCCAGUUAUGAAACCAAAUGUUUCUCGUUUAUGCACACACUGAAAUAUGUCAAAGUCUCCGCCCACUACGUCCUACGAUCACUGUUAACCGUCAGCUGUGUCAAAGACAUGUAGAAGUCACCUUCCAACUCACCAUGGUUUGCUUUAUCCUUAUGCAGCUUUUGGGGAAGGGGCUUCUAGGAAUGAGUGCCUUUUCCAUUUUUUUCUCUCUGUGUUUCAAAGUUGUAAGGGGCUUACAGAUGUCUUCUGAACCCACUUUUGAUUAUUCAGGGAAACUUACACAUUAGACCAGUAUGAGUCUUGAGGCUUGUGGAGAAAAAUAGACGCACAACAUUUCUGAAUGCAUGUAAGGCGACUGGUAUCGUUUGGAAACUAUCUUUAUAUUUGAGUGUUCUUUGGUCGAGUCAUACUGUAGGCUUUUAAACUGACCUUUCUGGGUUUUUUUUAGAUGAUUUUGAUUUAACCAAACUCGACCACCGUCCCCCCCCUUCAAAAUUAAUUGAGAAUGAGUAAUAUUUUUCUCUCAUUUCAGUGACAUUUUAUAACAGUAUGAGCUGAAUUUAGGUUCAGGACAUUUACCAAACAUUUAAAAUCAUUAGAAUACCUGAUUUAGUGUUAUUCUGUGAUCGACAGUAUUUAACAUUUGAAAACAGAUCAAACGUACACCUCUAAAUGUUUCAUUGUCUGCAUGAAGUCUGCAUUUUUGUGAAAACUAGCAGAGCUGUUCAGGCAUUACAGUAACGAUGUAUGUCCCUGUGUUGACUGUGUGUUAAGAAACACCAAAAAGCCUUAUGUUUAUCAAAGGUCUGAAUGGGUCUCAAGUUUCCCAUUUCUGUGCUUUACUGCAGUGUGCACUCAGAAAUAAAGCAUUCAAGGUGAAUCCUA
Molecule: messenger RNA, 2575 nt
Organism: Labrus bergylta (ballan wrasse)
Lineage: Eukaryota; Metazoa; Chordata; Actinopteri; Labriformes; Labridae
Gene: adka
Product: adenosine kinase a
Biological process (GO): purine ribonucleoside salvage; purine nucleobase metabolic process
Cellular component (GO): nucleus; cytosol
Molecular function (GO): adenosine kinase activity
Source: RefSeq, a predicted model, not a curated record